This is a messenger RNA of Phytophthora nicotianae INRA-310, 186 nucleotides long. RefSeq lists its product as hypothetical. Lineage: Eukaryota; Oomycota; Peronosporomycetes; Peronosporales; Peronosporaceae. The record is from RefSeq and is a predicted model, not a curated record. The coding region runs from base 1 to 186 and encodes 61 amino acids. The transcript has a single exon.
AUGGACAAACCCAGUUCCAGCGAUGCCGCCGCCGUGCUAGCGACAGUAAAAGAGAGCAUUGCAGCUCGUCCCGCCGCAAAGAGAGGCGAACUACACCCCGUUGAGCUUCAGUGGACAUCUCUAGGUCGCAUCCUACGCGAUCAAAAGAAAAUGAUCGGUGAGGAUGAAGAAAAUGAAGAAGAGUAA